Daphnia pulicaria is the source of this 900-nucleotide messenger RNA. RefSeq lists its product as uncharacterized. NCBI's taxonomy places the organism in Eukaryota, Metazoa, Arthropoda, Branchiopoda, Diplostraca, Daphniidae. Bases 68 to 724 code for a protein of 218 amino acids. The record is from RefSeq and is a predicted model, not a curated record. Gene Ontology annotation, molecular function: structural constituent of chitin-based larval cuticle. Gene Ontology annotation, cellular component: chitin-based extracellular matrix. The transcript has 4 exons.
AAAACGAGUGUGCAGUGUACUCCAUUUGAUCCUAUUUCGCCUGCAAGUUCCAAACAUUUCCAGGAAUAUGAAGAUUUCCGUCGCGGUUGGAUUAUUGUGCCUGGUCGGUCUGUCGGUCUGUUAUCCGGCACAGCCCAAUGAAGGUCCCUUUGAACGACGCAACUUGCGGAAGAAGAAUGUGGUUAGCGGACCUCGUGAAGAUUUCCGCAGCCGCCAGUCUGAGCCACUUCAACCAGAGUACCUGACAUCUAAGCCCAAGAAAACCAGCCAAUACACUCCUCUAGGCCCCAGUGUCCUCGACCGCGAGUCCUCCCCUCAGGAGAGCUUCGUCAGACCCGUUUUAACGCAAAAACGCAAGCCUAUCAGUCCAGUUAGACCAGCAGCCGAGAAGUACGUCGCCGAGGCCAGCAACACCUACGGUGACAGCAGUUACGACGAUUCCCAUCUUAAAUUCGAACAGGGAGUUCAGAAUAGCGCCGCUUCUUACAACAGUGAUCAGGGAGUGAAGGAUGGCCGCGUCCAAUUCUCCAUCGCCGGCCAACAGGGACCCAACAGCUACCGUUUCGGUUACGACACCGGCAAAGGACCCGAUCGUACUUUCCGUAUCGAAGAACGUGACGCUGCUGGUAUCAUCCAUGGUCGCUACGGAUUCUACGAUCCAUCUGGCAAAUUCCGCAUCGUCAACUAUUCGGCUCAUCCUGAGCACGGAUUCGCUAUCGUUUAAACGUGUUUAGCAAAACUUCCCGGCCGGAGGGUAACUACAUCGACGUCUGCUGAAUUUCUUAUAAGUUACUCGUUUUCUUCAUUAAAUGUUUGUUGUCGUUGGUAUAGCUGUGCUACGCCAAUCGAAUUUUUGUUUUUCGAAUACACCCUUCUCUUGAUGAGAAGUUAAAAACCUAA